CCUGCUCUUGUCUCUGCAAUGCACACCAUUGUUCCAAUAUUUGCUCGCACGCCAGACUUCUCUUACAUAGCCCUCUUGUACCUCUUGACUAUCCAAUCGCUUGGGUCUCUACUAUCCAAACUCACCGCUUUUUCAACACAACGACGGGAAGCUUGCCCACCUACCGAUGGAUGUAUACAUGUCAGCGCUCUUCAACAUGACCAACGGCGGCAGGCACAGCCGCAGCACAAUGGCAGUGAGUGUACGGGAGCUUAGCUCUGCCGAUAGCAGCGUGGUUCACGUCGACAUCCACAGCGAGGCGGCAGUGCGGGCCGUUGUUGGGCGCAUCCUCCAAGGCGACUAUGCGCAUCUGCCGCCUGUGCGCGAGCUGAAGAGCCUGCUGAACAACCCGCAGCACCGGCAGAUCCUGCACCGAUCGUUCUGCACGCUGCGGCUGUCGCGGCUAUCGAUUGAUGAAACAACGGCGCGGGUGCUGGCGAUGGUUCUGCUCUCGCCGCAAUGCCGCUGCCGUCACCUGUCCAUGAACUCCUGCGCGUUCACGGAGCCCGGGCGGAAAAUCAUGUUUUCCGCCUUGUCGAUGAUGGGUGAGACGUUCUCACAGCCACUUUUGGUCAACCACCAGGCGCUCGCAGCGGCAGGCGGAGGCAAUAAGGCUUAUGCAUAUGGCGCACAGGCAGCAGGCAAUACAGCGCAAUUCGCCGAGUGGAGUGACGCCGCACACCCUCCCCAGCCGGCCUUCGACGAGCUCGACACGGCGCCCAUGGGUCUGUAUUCGAUGGAGUUUGUGCAGAUGGGGCUUACCGACAAGCGCUGCGAGUGGCUCGGCGAGGUCGUCGAGCAGCAGCCGUACCUGCGCAGGCUCAGUGUUAACGGCAACGUCAUUGGCGCCAAGGGGACUGCCAGCAUUCUGACGGGUCUGGCACGUGGGUGCCCGCAGAUCCAGUCGCUCAUUAUUACCAGCAACCUGCUGCAGUCGGCCGGUGCCCACCAUGUUGCGCAGUAUAUCAGGACGUCGGCUGAAAAGCUCGAGCAUCUGGAUGUCAGCAGCAAUCAGAUCGCUGCCGAUGGCGCUCAGGCGCUGAUGCGUGCCAUCAUCGAAUCUCCGCAGGUCCGCCUCAAGUCGCUGGUUCUUGACAUGAACCGCUUUGAGGGAGCCGGGAGCCGCGCCGUGGGCCAGAUGCUCGAGACCAACAAGUCGCUGGUGCGUCUGUCAUUUGCCCGCAACAACAUCUUUGGCGAGGGCUGCCAGCUGCUGUUUGCCAGCCUCCACAGAAAUUCGACACUGCAGCACCUCGAUCUGACUGGCAAUUUCAUCGACCACACGGGCGCCGAGGCAGUGCGGGAUUACCUGUGCCGCCCCAUGACUAGCAGCGAGCAGGGCGGACUCCUGUCGCUGGUUCUUUCGGCAAACCCAAUUCGCGACGACGGUGUCGAGGUGCUGUGCCAGGGACUGCGUGAGAACGGGCACUUACUAUACCUACACAUCAACCACAUCGACAUUACGGAUAGGUCGAUGGCAACCAUGGGUCAGACGCUGGAGUCGACGUCAAAGCAGGCCACAGCGCUGAUCAGCCUGUCGAUGCGACACAACAGCCAGAUAACCAAGGAGGGCUACACAGUCCUGAGCCAUGGGUGCCGGGCCAACCAGCACAUCCUGCGGAUCAACGCCGACAUGCCGUUCGACGGCUGGAGCAGCGUGUGGGAUAGUCUGGAGCGGGCAAUUACCCGCAACACGACGCUGGCUAUUGAGCGCUACACGGCUCCCCUGCUGAUGGUUGCCCGGGGUCGCAUCAUCCUGUAUUCGAGGCCGGCCCAAGACAGCUCUGUGUCAGAGGUCGGCUUUGCCCAGCUGCCGCUCGAUAUCCGUGAAAUCAUCCUGCACAAGAUUGACAGGUUCCAGGUGCUCAGACCCAGCCAGAGACGGCGGGCUGCCCGCAUUGCAUCCGACAUCAGAAUGCGCUUCUCGUCCAAAUUCUCGCUGCUCGAAGCUGUUCUUGGAUCUGAUUACCACUACGUUCGGCACAUUAUGCAGAUGCUGCACAGCUCGUAUCUUACAAACUAAUUGCUUGCGAAUAUCUUUCGUGUUAAAUAAGUUCACUCCGGCUAUUCUUCAACAAUCAGGUAGUCGCCACUUGAUCUCGACGCAGUCUGCAGCACCUUGCGCCCAAGCCUGUCUGACGGUUUAGACGAAUGAUCCAGACCAGCGUCUGGCGAAUCGACAGAAAACUCUAUCGGCUCGGCAAUGCGCACCAGAGGCUCGACACCGGACAGGUCCUCUGUCCUGGCCGCAGCCUGGAUAUGGCUCAAAAAGUCCCUCAGCUGGUGUGCAUCCUUUGACAGGCGGCCAAACUCUGCCGCUUUCUGUGUCGGGUCAGGCAUGCGUAGACCAGCGAGGUUGUACAGGUGCUGGAUGCCCUUGGCGUCCAAUGGAUCGUCACUGGCGCCUUCGUGCCCAGCAGCGUUGGUGGGUUUUUCCAGGAGCGUGCCGACGCUCCAGCUCGGUCUGCUCAGAGGGAACGACGAAUAUGCACGAGCGAAUGGCUGCGUUGAAGAGAAUAGU
Molecule: messenger RNA, 2560 nt
Organism: Linderina pennispora
Lineage: Eukaryota; Fungi; Kickxellomycota; Kickxellomycetes; Kickxellales; Kickxellaceae
Product: RNI-like protein
Exons: 1
Coding region: 197-2062 (621 amino acids)
Molecular function (GO): protein binding
Source: RefSeq, a predicted model, not a curated record